AUUAGCUAGCGCUCGCUCUACUCUCUCUAACGGCGAAACAGCGGACUACAAGAGACUGAGCUGUAUCUGCCUCUAUUUCCAACAGACUCACGUUCAACUUUCGCUCACCAAAAAAAAAAAAAAAAAAAAAAAAAGCCGGGAAAAUUUUAUCAACCCUUUUUUAAAAAAAGUUAAUAUAAAAUUAUAGCAAAAAAGGAACCUGAACUUUGACACAGCUGGAACAAUCCGCAGCGGCGGCGGCAGCGGCGGGAGAAGAGAUUUAAUUUAGUUGAUUUUCUGUGGUGGUUGGUUGCUCGCUAGUCUCACGGUGAUGGAAGCUGCACAUUUUUUCGAAGGGGCCGAGAAGCUGCUGGAGGUGUGGUUCUCCAGGCAGCAACCCGACGCCAACCAAGGAUCUGGGGAUCUUCGCACCAUCCCAAGAUCCGAGUGGGACAUACUUUUGAAGGAUGUGCAGUGUUCAAUCAUAAGUGUGACAAAAACUGACAAGCAGGAAGCUUAUGUACUCAGUGAGAGUAGCAUGUUUGUCUCCAAGAGACGUUUCAUUUUGGAGACGUGUGGUACCACCCUCUUGCUGAAAGCACUGGUUCCCCUGUUGAAACUUGCUAGGGAUUACAGUGGGUUUGACUCAAUUCAAAGCUUCUUUUAUUCUCCUAAGAAUUUCAUGAAGCCUUCUCACCAAGGGUACCCACACCGCAAUUUCCAGGAAGAAAUAGAGUUUCUUAAUGCAGUUUUCCCAAAUGGAGCAGCAUAUUGUAUGGGACGCAUGAAUUCUGAUUGCUGGUACUUGUAUACUUUGGAUCUCCCAGAGAGUCGGGUAAUCAAUCAGCCAGAUCAAAGCCUGGAAAUUCUGAUGAGUGAGCUUGACCCAGCAGUUAUGGACCAGUUCUACAUGAAAGAUGGUGUUACUGCAAAGGAUGUCACUCGUGAGAGUGGAAUUCGUGACCUGAUACCAGGUUCUGUCAUUGAUGCCACACUGUUCAAUCCUUGUGGGUAUUCAACGAAUGGAAUGAAAUCGGAUGGAACUUAUUGGACUAUUCACAUCACUCCAGAACCACAAGUUUGUUUUGAAACAAACUUAAGUCAGACCUCCUAUGAUGACCUGAUCAGGAAAGUUGUGGAAGUCUUCAAGCCAGGAAAAUUUGUGACCACCCUGUUUGUAAAUCAGAGUUCUAAAUGUCGCACAGUGCUUUCUUCGCCCCAGAAGAUUGAAGGUUUUAAACGUCUUGACUGCCAGAGCGCUAUGUUCAAUGAUUACAAUUUUGUUUUUACCAGUUUUGCUAAGCAGCAGCAACAACAGCAGAGUUGAUUAAGAAAAAUGAAGAGAAAACGCAAAAAGAGAACACACAUAGAAGAAGAUGGUGGGUGCUUUUUAGAUACUGAUACCAAGGGCCAUGCUUUCCAUAACCACCCCCUUGUAGCUGCAGAAAGCCCUAGAUGCGAUGAUAGUGUAAUCAUUUUGAAUUGUAUGCAUUAUUAUAUCAAGGAGUUAGAUAUCUUGCAUGAAUGCUCUCUUCUGUGUUUAGGUAUCCUAUGCCACUCUUGCUGUGAAAUUGAAGUGCAUGUAGAAAAAAACUUUUACUAUAUGAAACUCAAAAAAAAAAAAGUGUGAGUUCACUCACUUCGUUGUUUUUCAAGAUUGUUUUGGCUAAUUAGGGCCCCUUGCAAUUUCAUAUGAAUGUGAAGAUUGGUUUUUCCGUUUCUGCAAAAAAUAUUUUUGGGGGGAUUUUGAUGGGAAUUGCAUCGAAUUUGUAGACCACUUUGUGUAGUCUCUUAUAAGACUUAAUAGUAAAAAAGAAUGCAUUUGAUAGGACUAACUGUUCGUUUCUGACAGUGGCACCGAGGAACAUUUGGAGGAGAAUUUAGGCAAAUGGCUUUGGAACAAUCUUUAUCUAUUUCUGACUUUUC
Balaenoptera acutorostrata (minke whale) is the source of this 1905-nucleotide messenger RNA. RefSeq names its product S-adenosylmethionine decarboxylase proenzyme-like. Lineage: Eukaryota; Metazoa; Chordata; Mammalia; Artiodactyla; Balaenopteridae. Bases 311 to 1306 code for a protein of 331 amino acids. Gene Ontology annotation, cellular component: cytosol. The transcript has a single exon. The record is from RefSeq and is a predicted model, not a curated record. Gene Ontology annotation, molecular function: putrescine binding; adenosylmethionine decarboxylase activity. Gene Ontology annotation, biological process: spermine biosynthetic process; spermidine biosynthetic process.